UCCUGGUAAAUGGUGAGUAUAUAAGAACUUGCAGACUUCCAUUUCCAUUUCCACAAUUCUCAGAGAGAGAGAGAGAGAGAGAGAGAGAGAGGCACAUACACAGAGUUACUCAGAAAUUUCUCUGUCCCUCUCUGGGACUGAGGAAAGAAAAAGAGAACCGCGUUUCUUGGAAAUUGCAUGCAUCAAAAUAGACUCCAUUUUGCCAUUUCUUGAUUUUUUAUGCAAGAACGCCCUCGAAAAGGAAGCAAACCCUCUCCGUGCUUGUUCUCUUUAAAGAAAGAUAACUAACCAAGAUGGUUCAUUUCCGGUUACACUCCGGCGUUUUACUCUACACCCUCGUUGUUCUUUUCCCUCAACUUUGCCUCGGGAUUCGUUCCAUACCGACGAGGGAGACGAAUACCGGUGCAGUUGAGGUACCCAACGGUUUCCGGUUCUCUGAAGCGCCGGAUUACCGGAACGGGAGAGACUGUCCUGUUUCAACAACCAAUGGGCGCUCGGUUUCCUCCUGCGACCCUUCUUUAGUCCACAUAGCCAUGACUCUUGAUUCUGAGUAUCUACGUGGCUCAAUCGCUGCCGUCCACUCGGUUCUCAAACACGCUUCCUGCCCAGAAAGCAUCUUUUUCCACUUCGUUGCGGCAGAGUUCGACCCGGCAAGCCCGCGGGUCUUAACCCAAUUGGUACGAUCCACUUUCCCAUCGUUGAAUUUCAAGGUCUAUAUAUUCCGAGAAGACACUGUAAUCAAUCUAAUCUCUUCUUCAAUCCGGCAAGCACUGGAAAACCCAUUGAAUUACGCAAGAAACUAUCUUGGUGACAUGUUGGAUCUGUGCGUGGAUCGGGUCAUUUAUCUGGACUCUGAUAUUGUGGUCGUCGACGACAUACACAAGUUAUGGAACACCGCGCUUAGCGGGUCUCGAGUGAUCGGGGCACCCGAGUAUUGCCAUGCGAAUUUCACCCAGUAUUUCACUUCCGUGUUCUGGUCCGACCCGGUUAUGUCUGGUACUUUUUCGUCGGCGAGGAGGAAGCCGUGUUACUUCAACACUGGGGUUAUGGUGAUGGAUUUGGUGAGGUGGAGAGAAGGGGAUUAUAAGAGGAGGAUAGAGAAGUGGAUGGAGAUUCAAAAAAAGACAAGGAUUUAUGAGUUGGGCUCAUUGCCACCAUUUUUGCUCGUGUUUGCAGGGGAUGUUGAAGCGAUAGACCAUAGAUGGAACCAGCAUGGACUUGGUGGGGAUAAUGUGAGAGGGAGUUGCAGGUCAUUGCAUCCUGGUCCGGUCAGCUUGCUACAUUGGAGUGGGAAAGGGAAGCCUUGGGUUAGACUUGAUGCUAAAAAGCCAUGCAAGCUUGAUCAUCUUUGGGAGCCGUACGAUCUGUACAUCAGUAAUAGCAAGGGGUAUUACUAUGCUCACAAUGACCACCAGUCCAUGGGAUUUUUUACAGGCUCUAGUUACUUGUGAUGAUGGAUUUAGGGGAUGUGGGGUGCGUUGAUUCUUUUUAUUUUUGGGUUUGCUUACUGCUUCUACACGUUCUGAAGAAAUUCUAUUCUUUGAUAUACCUGUGUACAGAUUAAAAGGCUGGGGCUGAUUUGGGGGUUCAAUUCUUUUUGAAUGAAUGAAUAUUCUUCGUGUUCAUCUAUCAUGUUCUUCUCAUAUAGGAUUUCAAUUCCAUGUUCCUCAGGUUCCAGUGCUUGGAACAAUUUUGUUGGAUUUGAUUUCUGUGUAAGUGAUUCGCAAUCAAGAGAGGAAUAACAUGCAUAUAUUCACUUA
Molecule: messenger RNA, 1760 nt
Organism: Populus nigra (black poplar)
Lineage: Eukaryota; Viridiplantae; Streptophyta; Magnoliopsida; Malpighiales; Salicaceae
Product: probable galacturonosyltransferase-like 9
Exons: 1
Coding region: 294-1451 (385 amino acids)
Cellular component (GO): Golgi apparatus
Molecular function (GO): glycosyltransferase activity
Source: RefSeq, a predicted model, not a curated record